Messenger RNA from Diprion similis, 2797 nucleotides. RefSeq lists its product as uncharacterized. Gene Ontology annotation, molecular function: protein binding. Lineage: Eukaryota; Metazoa; Arthropoda; Insecta; Hymenoptera; Diprionidae. The record is from RefSeq and is a predicted model, not a curated record. The transcript has 5 exons. Bases 50 to 2740 code for a protein of 896 amino acids.
GCGGAAGAAGAAAGAAGCGUCACUCCGAGGGGUAAAAACCAGACUCAAAAUGGUGUACAGAGGAAGUCUGCAGACCGACGAUCCUCGCGAUGCUCCUAAGCUGCUCCGCAUGGCGCCGCUGCGCGCGAGCGGUCCGAGGGCCCCGAAAUUGGGCCCAUCGGCCGUCGGGAGUAGCCGAACGGACUCACGGAGUGGGGAGGAAAAGGGCUGCGCUCGCGGAGGGGGGAUGAAGAUCGGCGUCCCGAGGCUGCGAAACAUAAACCAGAUUCGGGAGACGGUUUUCGUCGACGGUUCGCUGACGCCGAUCGAGCUGAUCGGCCGGAACGGAGGUCGGCCAUUUUCUGCGUCAGUUUCAUCGGAAAUGGAGGCGGUGAAAAACGCGCGAAACUUCCGGCCGCAGAGCACGAUGUUGGCAAACCUGCGAGACCUGGAGAGGCUGCGAAACACGCCGCCGUCCGAACGGAGCGGAAAGAUCGGCAGAUCGGCGGACGCGACGGACGUUAAAUUGCUCUCGAGAAUGGCGGCGACAGAGCUGCGGAACGUGGCCGGAAAUCCGAGUCGCGAGGCGCUCAAGAUUCAGUCAGAUAUCUCCAGGAUCCAGCGUAUGUUCGAGGGAUCAAUUAGCGCCGGAAGUCCGCCGGUUAAGAAGAUCGAACAAGGCAAUCGCGAGGCUGCCAGACGCCUUAAACCAAGACCGGAAGUCACGCGGCCGAGGAUUUUGGGCCAGGAACUUUCGGACGCGCGGAAAGAGUCGAGGGAGAAAGUCUGCGACUUGAAACCACCGAAACACGCCACCAGGUCGCAAUUAGGGGUCCUUGAAUCGCCGCUCAGAAAAUCGGAGGCCCCAUUGGUUCCGCUCAGGAGGCGGAAGGAGACGCCACAGGACAGAGGCGAUCCUGCCAUCCUGGUGGACCUGACUCGUGGACAGAAAAUUCCGCCGCGAAAUCAACUCGACGAUUCCAGGGGUGGAGAUCCUGCACCGAAUACGAGGACCCACCCGGGUCAGGCUCUUCAGCGACCCGACAUCCUCGAAGGACUCGUCAAGGAGUCGGACCGGCAGAUCGCCGAUCUUCAGCAGGACAUCAACGCCAGGAGGAGCAGACCAAGGAGCGUUUGGCGCGGCAUGGUACAGUCCAUGAGGCUUCACGACGUCGAGCUUCAUUCUGACAACGAAGAACAGCACAAAGAUAUCAACUUGUGGAACAAGAGUAUAAGCCAGCGGUGGCGGAAGCUGAGGCGAAGAUGCUCGGUCCAGGAAAUCCCGGAGCCUCAGGAGUCGCUGAUUCAAGGUGGAGGAGCGAGCAGAGGAGUGAUCCAGGCGGUGAGAUCGACGCCGACGAGUCGGGAAGUCUCGCCUGCUGCGAAAUCCUUGGAGGAAAGAUCCUCGCCGAAGAAACUCCUGCAGACCAGUUCCCUCAGGCUUCCAGGAACCUCGAAGGGUCUAUCGGACAUCCAGCAGGUGCUGCGCAGUAAGUUCAGCAAGAUAAACGCUGGUAUCCGAAAGCGCAAGGCACUGAGCGUGACGGAGGUGUUCCCAGCGGGGGCGAAGGACGCGGGUUCAAGUUUCUACGUCCCGAGCCCGUUGAGCACAUCGGCGAGCCAGGGAUUCCCGGCGGGAAGUUACUCGGACCCAGAAGACGGGCCGAUGUCGUUGCCGCCGUACCCCUUCCACGAUAACCUGGAGACCCUGACGGAGACCAGCGCCCCCAAUUCGCCCCGUUUCAAAGGGCCCCCUCAGGUUUCCCGAAGCUUUGCGGAACUCGACGAGAACCAGAAGAACGUGGCCUUUGGCCGUCCAGCGCGCGGCGCUUUGCACAGGAGCAAUUCGGAGCAUCGGGGGGAGCGUGAGGCCCCCGAGGGGGGCCUGUUUCGGGGGCCCAGGGGGCGUGGGCCCGCCGAAGGGGACUGCGGCCUGGCGCGAAGCCAUUCGGAGACGCGGGACAGCCACUCCUACGAGAACGUCAACUUCCAGCGGGUCUCGAAGCCCAGGAACCACUCGGACUCGAGCUACGAGAGCGUCCAUAUCCCGAGGGUGACGCCCAGGAAGAGGACCACUGAGUUCAAGAUCGGGGGCCAGGUCUCGGGGCCCAAUCACGCCAGUCCUUCGUCCGUUUCCGGUUCCGCCGGUGUUCUCACGUCCCUCGAUGAGGGCCCCUCGAGUCUUGGUACCCGCAGGAGUCCUGCUGGGAAGAAAAAUGGGCGAAGAUUGAACAGCCGCAGUGUUGCCAAUAUUCCAAACUCCUCAGGGAACGCUCUCAAGGUCUGGCAGGGUGCUCAGGACACUGACGAGGGUCUGAACUCGGACUCGGAGCUUGAGGACAUCGACGAAAGUCUCGAGGGCGAGGAGUCCAGGUUCUGCACUCUACCGAGACCGGGGAAGGGUGGGGUGUCCUUCACGAUCAUGACUGCCAGGUUCCUGAAGGGCCCCGGCCACAAGGUCCUGGGCUUCAGCAUUGUUGGGGGCACUGACAGCCCCCGAGGUAACAUGGGGAUCUACGUCAAGACGAUAUUCCGUAACGGGCAGGCCGCUGAUCUGGGAACCGUAAAGGAAGGCGACGAGAUACUGUCGAUAAACUCGAAGCCUCUCCACGGUAUGACGCACGCCGAAGCGAUUGCCGAAUUCAAAUCCGUCAAAGCUGGAGACGUCGUCCUGCACAUCGGACGUCGAAUUUCGAGACGUAAACGGGAAUCGUUAUCCUUGGCUCCGGCUACCACGAGCCCCUUGCAGGCGGUUAAUUAGCACUAACAAAGAGCGAAUGACGAUCGAAAUCGGAAAACCAAUUAUAUCGAUAAUUAU